Prorocentrum cordatum is the source of this 744-nucleotide messenger RNA. Lineage: Eukaryota; Dinophyceae; Prorocentrales; Prorocentraceae. The record is from the annotation of a GenBank genome assembly.
AUGUGGGAGGCGAAGCUGGAGCCUAAUCUGGGCCGGGAUCAGCGCUUGCGAGAAAGGUCAGCAGUGGCAGCGGGCCCUGUCGCUGCUCAGCGAGAUGUUGGGGUCGAAGUUGGAGCCCACUGUUAUCAGCUACAACGCCGGGAUCAGCGCUUGCGAGAAAGCUACAACGCCGGGAUCAGCGCUUGCGAGAAAGGUCAGCAGUGGCAGCGGGCCCUGUCGCUGCUCAGCGAGAUGUUGGGGUCGAAGUUGGAGCCCAGCUACAACGCCGGGAUCAGCGCUUGCGAGAAAGGUCAGCAGUGGCAGCGGGCCCUGUCGCUGCUCAGCGAGAUGUUGGGGUCGAAGUUGGAGCCCACUAUUCUCAGCUACAGUGCCGGGAUCAGCGCUUGCGGAAAAGGUCAGCAGUGGCAGCGGGCCCUGUCGCUGCUCAGCGAGAUGCGGGAAGGGAAGCUGGAGCCCGACGGCAUCAGCUACAGUGCCGGAAUCAACGCGUGUCGGAACGGGAAGGAGUGGCAGCGGGCCCUGUCGCUUGUCGUCGAGGUGUUUGAGGUGAAAGUGCAGCCCGACUACAGGUUUCACGAAGCCGCAAUCGUCGGCUGCGAGAAGGACGGGGCGUGGCAGCAUGCGCUGUGGCUUUUCGGCACGCUGCUGCAGGCGAGGACGGAGCCCACUGUGGCCGCCCGCAGCGCUACGCUCCGAGCCGUGGUCGAGGGCAGGCGUCGAGCCGCCGGAAGCCGACCUUGCUGA